Messenger RNA from Pecten maximus, 1629 nucleotides. Its product is annotated as cytosolic iron-sulfur assembly component 2B-like. Lineage: Eukaryota; Metazoa; Mollusca; Bivalvia; Pectinida; Pectinidae. The coding region runs from base 39 to 512 and encodes 157 amino acids. The record is from RefSeq and is a predicted model, not a curated record. Gene Ontology annotation, biological process: iron-sulfur cluster assembly. The transcript has 5 exons. Gene Ontology annotation, cellular component: cytosolic [4Fe-4S] assembly targeting complex.
AAUCGACUUCCGGUACAAUUUCCGGUUAAAACAACAACAUGACGGGCACGUUAGAUAAUGCAAGUCCGACGGUUUACGAGGCAGCUAAGGAAAGGCAGGUCACUCCUGACGAAGAAAACGACGAUAUUGUUGAUGGAUUCGACGACAGGGAAGUUUUCGACUUGAUUCGGAAUAUCAAUGAUCCGGAACACCCAUUGACUUUAGAAGAAUUGAAUGUUGUGGAAAACUCCAAAGUUAAGGUUGAUGAUGAAAACAGCCAAGUGAGGGUCGAGUUCACACCCACCAUUCCACACUGUAGUAUGGCGACACUGAUUGGCCUCUCCAUUAGGGUGAAGCUUCUGCGUGCUCUGCCCACACGCUUCAAGGUUGAUGUGACCAUCACUCCUGGAAGUCAUGCCUCCGAGGAAGCAGUCAACAAACAGCUGGCCGACAAGGAAAGAGUGACAGCUGCCUUGGAAAACAGUCACCUCUUAGAAGUCGUUAACCAGUGUUUGGUCGCAAGAAAAAUAUGAUCGGCUGGACAUUAUGUGUAACCCUAGAAAAAAACCCAAACAAAUUAUGACUUUAGAUUCAUCAUCAUUGUUAACCUAUUGCUGGGAUAGAUGGCAAUUCUCAUUAUGUAGUUGGCAUUCUGAUUCAUUCCGAAUUUGUCUGAAUCUGACGUCGAUGUGAAGUUGUAUUCUGUCAAUUUUCAGUUACUGGUUUAAUAGAUAAGGGAUCAGUUGAUAGCAAGUAGCGUAAUUAACCAAUGAGGUGCGAAAUUCCCGAAAUCUUAUGUACAGAUCUUAUGAAUUUCUUCGUCAUGUGUUGAUGUGGCCAGAAAAGCUGUGAUAUUGUAAAUAUGAGGUAUUAUGUUAGGGACGAGGCCAUUUACAAGGUAUAUACAUGUACUGUCCAGUACCCACACAAUGGGCUCUUGUAGUACAUGACCUGUCUACCUAUAACAGUUGUCUAAACGUUUUGUGCCUUCAGUGUAAAGAGUAAGCCACACAGAACUUAUACCUAUAUACCAUAGAUGUGUAAAAUUUGAGAGUGUAUGGGUCACCUUACCCAGGCUAGCCAGAAUUUCCCCCUAGCCUAUAGUGCUAGGUUGGCCUUGAGAGCGACAGGUCGCUAGUUCAAGUCCCAGAGUGGGCAGAGUAUUUUUCAUUACACUUUCCUAGUAGUACAGAUUUAGUACUGUUGAUAACUUCAAGUGAGAGCUAUAGGAGAUUGAGAGGCUUCCUUGGAGAUAAAGAACCUUGCUUGUGGUUGUCUUAAUUUAGCUUAGUGGAAGGAUGUUUGCCUUGAGAGCGCGAGGUCGCUAGUUCAAGUCCCAGGCAGGGUAUUUUUCAUUACUCCUUCCUUUUACUGUUGUAUGGGGGAGAUUUGAACAAAGGGAAUUAACUCUUGUAGAUCAGACUACACUCAAUUGCAUAGCAUCCUAAUUUCAUGUGACCAGUAUGUGAAAUGAAAGCUUCUACAGGAAGCCACCCGUACAUAAUUUGUGUAACAUUUUGGUAUUUUUCUUAGUAUGAUGUAAUUAUAUAUAUCCAUUACGACAUAAGAGAAAUGACUAAAAACAUUGUAAUAAACAUAUUCAUUACUGUAAACAGAAUUAAAUUGAAUUAAAUGUACAUCCCAUCAAGA